This is a messenger RNA of Haplochromis burtoni (Burton's mouthbrooder), 1284 nucleotides long. It is a transcript of the gene aamdc, whose product is annotated as adipogenesis associated, Mth938 domain containing. Lineage: Eukaryota; Metazoa; Chordata; Actinopteri; Cichliformes; Cichlidae. The coding region runs from base 1 to 456 and encodes 151 amino acids. The transcript has 2 exons. The record is from RefSeq and is a predicted model, not a curated record. Gene Ontology annotation, cellular component: cytoplasm. Gene Ontology annotation, biological process: positive regulation of fat cell differentiation.
AUGUCCUCUCCAGAGAUCGCCUCGCUCUCCUGGGGCCACAUGAAGGUGAAGGGAUGCUCCUCCACCUACAAGGACUGUAAGGUCUGGCCUGGAGGGAGCCGAGCCUGGGACUGGAGAGAGACUGGGACUGACGUAAGUGAAACCAGAAUCCAAAUGAGGACGGACUGCUGUAAAUUAGCUCUGAGGCAAAUUUGUGAUGUUGAGCUUUAUGCUCCUCAGCAUUACCCUGGAGUGCAACCUGCUGACCUAGAUGAGGUGCUGAAGAAGGGAAUCGACCUGCUGGUAAUUGGCAGAGGCAUGAGCGAGGCUCUGCAGGUUCCUUCCUCCACCCUGGACUUUGUGAAGCAGAAAGGCGUUGAUGUAAAAGUCUUCCAGACGGAGAAGGCUGUCGCUGAAUACAACAAACUGGCCGGCCAGGGUGCAAAGGUGGGCGGGGUUUUCCACUCCACCUGCUGAUGUCACCCUUACCUUGCUGACAUGGCCACCUGAGGAGGACUCUACAAGCUUUUUCACUGUAGAGAGAAUAUCCCACUGUGGUGCUGAAGCUUUGAGUUCACUGUGAAGAUGCAAACAAGCUGCCGACUAAAUUUUAGUCUCACUUGCAUUUGUGACUUCCUGAUUAUGAAAACACAAUAAUGGGCAUAGACUGAUAGACUCUCCUGCUUUCUGUUGUGCUACAGGGCUCAUUAGUUUUCCAUGCUUUGCACAUUAGAGAGCACUCUUUCCUUUACAGCCGUGUGCUUCCUGCCUGCCUUAAAAGCCCAAACUCAUCUGCUGAUGAAUUCAGCACAAAAGAAGCCUUCAAACAACAAGAGCCACCGAUAACAGUUGAAACAGAGUUUCUGUAGGUAAACGUGUGGAACGAUUGUUGAUCUUUGCCUGCAGCUGUUUCAUGGCUUAGUCUCUGUCCACAGGCUCAGCAGGAGCCAAUCACAGCACAGAAACUAGGUCCAUUCACACCUGUGGCCAUUUUAAAAUCAGGUGGAGAGACCCGCACAGAGAGAACAUCCAAACUGUGGUUAACACAGAGUCAAAUCUUUAAGUAAAUAAACAUCUUAAACAAGAGAAUUCACAAAUCGAGUCACCUUCUCUCUGAGAAAAGUUAUUUUAAAGGUGGUGGCAGAAAAGAAUGUAGAGCAUCUUAGAAAGCUCUUCUAGAGUUGACUUUAGAUGCAGUCACAUGUUAUAAAAGCUGAAAUGUAUGGAUGUUACCUGCUGUCUAAACAGGGAGGAGUUCAGUUUGAUUCAUCAUGUGACAAAAUAAAAGUGGAGAAUGAAACUUGA